AUGAUGGUGUUGUGGGUUACACUGCUCGUUCUUCAUCAAGGAUAUGCUGUAAUUCCAGUGAGGCCAGUUCGACUUGGUGAACCUACAAGUUUCACAUGUGAUCUGCCGGGCACUAAAAUCACCCGUAGCGAAGUCUACUGGUACAAGCAGAGUCAAGGGGAAACGCUAAAGCUGAUUGUGAAAGUGACUCUAUCACAGCGUAAACCAUCAAUUUUUAAGUUUGCACCAGAGUUUUCUGACUCAGGAAUUAAAGUUCAAGAUGAAACAACUUUUAUCAGCCUGACCAUCCCGAGGACAACCCAAGAAGAUGAAGGAAUCUAUCACUGUGCGAUCUUGGAUUGGGCUUUAAAUAUUAAAUGGAGUGGGACGUAUUUGAUGGUAAAAGGAAACACUGAGAGGACAUCAAACUAUACUGUUGUUCAGACAGCAUCAGAUCCAGUCCGUCCAGGAGACUCAGUGACUCUGCAGUGUUCGGUCCUCUCUGACUCUAGAAAUAAGACGUGUUCAAGAGAUCUCAGUGUGUUUUGGUUCAGAGCUUCAUCAGAAAAAUCUCACCCAGACGUCAUCUAUGCUGAUGGAAACAGAUAUGAUGACUGUGAGAAGAAAGCUGACAUUCAGAGGAGAUGUGUGAAUCGCUUCUUUAAGAGCAUCAGCUCCUCUGAUGAUGGGACCUACUACUGCGCCGUGGCCACAUGUGGACAGUUAUUAUUAGGAAAUGGAUCCAAACUGGAAAUUGAGCAUCCAGAAUGUUCCAAAUUCAUCCUGGUGAUAACAAUAAUCUGUUUGGUCAUAUCUGGGAUUGUUAACAUUUUUCUAAUCUGUUACCGACUUCCAAGAGCAGCUUGUGAACAUUGUAAAGGGAUAGAAAGCACCUCUUCACGAAGCAGACAUGACAACUUGAGUCAGAAUGGAGAUGAUAUUGCUGAAGGUGGAAAUGAUCUGAACUAUGCUGCAUUAUAUUUCUCUGAAGCAAAACCAAAGAGAGGAAGGAGGAAGAAAAAGCUGAAUACUGAAGAAAGUCUGUAUUCUCAGGUCAAAUCCUAAAAAUCUAAUCUUUAUGAAAAUAUACUGAUAUUGCCAUUCUACGUUGAAAAUAAAUAAUGACAAAACAUUUAUUCAUACUAUUGUCAGCUAUCAAUUUUAGGAUGAAAAUAGAAUAAAUCAUUUCAUACGUUCUCAUUAAAUUGUCUAUAUCUAUCUUACAUUUGUUCUUAUUUACCUGUGUUUGCUUUUGCUUGUAUCUUGUCAUACAUUUUUUUGCCUGCAUUUUUAUUGUUUAUGC
This is a messenger RNA of Melanotaenia boesemani (Boeseman's rainbowfish), 1282 nucleotides long. RefSeq lists its product as uncharacterized. Gene Ontology annotation, biological process: response to bacterium. NCBI's taxonomy places the organism in Eukaryota, Metazoa, Chordata, Actinopteri, Atheriniformes, Melanotaeniidae. The transcript has 6 exons. The record is from RefSeq and is a predicted model, not a curated record. The coding region runs from base 1 to 1044 and encodes 347 amino acids.